Messenger RNA from Choloepus didactylus (southern two-toed sloth), 805 nucleotides. Its product is annotated as malignant T-cell-amplified sequence 1. Gene Ontology annotation, molecular function: RNA binding. The coding region runs from base 133 to 678 and encodes 181 amino acids. The record is from RefSeq and is a predicted model, not a curated record. NCBI's taxonomy places the organism in Eukaryota, Metazoa, Chordata, Mammalia, Pilosa, Megalonychidae. Gene Ontology annotation, biological process: formation of translation preinitiation complex. The transcript has a single exon.
UUCCGGCUAACGACAACAUCUCCGACUGUCAGUGCCGGCCUUCCUCGUGUAAGGGGAUCUGCCGGACCCUUCUUAAUCAAUUUCUUUCCCUUUCCGGGCCCUUCCCUAUCGUCGCCCCCUUCACCCUGGAUCAUGUUCAAGAAAUUUGAUGAAAAGGAAAAUGUAUCCAACUGCAUCCAGUUGAAAACCUCAGUUAUUAAGGGUAUUAAGAAUCAAUUGGUAGAGCAAUUUCCAGGUAUUGAACCAUGGCUUAAUCAAAUCAUGCCUAAGAAAGAUCCUGUCAAAAUAGUGCGCUGCCAUGAACAUAUAGAACUCCUUACAGUAAAUGGAGAGUUACUAUUUUUUAGGCAAAGAGAAGGCCCUUUUUAUCCAACCCUAAGAUUACUUCACAAAUAUCCUUUUAUCCUGCCACACCAGCAGGUUGAUAAAGGAGCCAUCAAAUUUGUACUCAGUGGAGCAAAUAUCAUGUGUCCAGGUUUAACUUCUCCUGGAGCUAAACUUUACCCUGCUGCAAUAGAUACGAUUGUUGCAAUAAUGGCAGAAGGAAAACAACAUGCUCUGUGUGUUGGAGUCAUGAAGAUGUCUGCAGAAGAUAUUGAGAAAGUCAACAAAGGAAUUGGCAUUGAAAAUAUCCAUUAUUUAAAUGAUGGGCUGUGGCAUAUGAAGACAUAUAAAUGAGCCUCAGAAGGAAUGCACUUGGGCUAAAUAUGGAUAUUGUGCUAUCUCUCUGUGUUUGUGUCUGUGUAUGACAGCAUGAAAACAAUGUCUCUGUGGUUAUGCUGAAUAAAUUCAACAGAUGCUAAAA